AAAAAAUGAUUUUCCAAUUUAAAUCAAAUUAACUAAUUUUGGUAUAAAUGGAAAUGGUAAAAUUGGAUAAAUCUUUUGGAAAAAAACUUGGUCGAAAUGGUUGCCGAAUUUUCUAUUCUUUAUGUGACUUUUCCAAACAUAGAAAUGGGACGAAAAAUAGCACAUGAACUGCUAGAAAAACGACUGGCUUCCUUUAUCAAUCUCAUUCCAUCCAUGAUGACCAUAUAUCAUGAGGAAAAGGACAACAAAAUCAAACAACAACACUUGAAUGAACAAGACGAACAAAUCGAUGCCGAGAUCUUGAUGAUGGCCAAAAUUCGUUCGACAUUAGCCAAAAAUAUUCUCGAAAUGGUUGAUCGAUUACAUCCAUAUGAUCUGCCCGAAAUGUAUACCGUACCGAUCGAUCAAAUGAAUAGUACAUUACGAAAAUAUUUGGAUGAUAAUCUAGCUAGCAACAUUUGAUAAGGCACACUCAGCAAACAAAACAAAAAACCAAUUUACAUUAAAAUUCUUUUUUUUUCAAUUUAA
Messenger RNA from Dermatophagoides pteronyssinus (European house dust mite), 528 nucleotides. RefSeq names its product divalent-cation tolerance protein CutA-like. The record is from RefSeq and is a predicted model, not a curated record. Gene Ontology annotation, biological process: response to metal ion. Gene Ontology annotation, molecular function: copper ion binding. NCBI's taxonomy places the organism in Eukaryota, Metazoa, Arthropoda, Arachnida, Sarcoptiformes, Pyroglyphidae.